CAAUGGCGCGAGAUUGUGAACAAGAAGUUUCGCUUCCCCCCGGAGCUCCUCGGGGCCAUCCGCGAGGGGAACAUGCACCUGGUCUCAUCUCUGUUGAAGACGGGUGACGGCAUCAUCCGUCAGCUGGAUGACACUGAAGACAGGCAAUGGAGAGAAGCACUGAACCUGUCCAUCCGACUGGGUAAUGAGGACACCAUGAACACCCUGAUCCAAAGCAUUAAGUUUGACUUCCGGCAGAUCCACGAAGCUCUUCUGGUGGCUGUGGAUACCAACCAACCUCGUGUGGUCAAGCGCCUUCUUGACCGAUUGGAUCAGGAGAAGGGCAAUAAGAUGGACGUUCGCUCUUUCUCUAUGGCUAUUUUUGACCACUCCAUCGACGAUUCACAGUUUGCCCCUGGAGUGACACCACUGACGCUGGCCUGUCAGAAGGAUCUGUAUGAAAUCGUGACCAUGCUCAAUCAGAAAGGUCACGAAAUUCCCUGGCCCCAUAAAAUGUCAUGUGCAUGUCUGGAGUGUACGAAUGGUCGCCAGUAUGACUUACUUAAGUUCUCAUUGUCUCGCAUCAAUACCUACCGAGGCAUUGCCAGUCGUGCUUACCUGUCCAUCACCGCAGAAGAUGCAAUGCUCAGUGCCUUCCGACUAAGCCGGGAUCUUCGCAAGCUGUCUAAGAAGGAACCUGAAUUUAAGCCUCAGUAUCUUGCCCUUGAGGAUUUGUGCCAGGAGUUUGCCGUGGAGCUGCUCGGAAUGUGCCGGAAUCAAAGUGAGGUCACCACUAUCCUAAACAACUGUGGCAAUCUGGAUGAAGACAGUGAGGAUGAGCUGGACCAGCAGGCAUUUGAGGAGGGCAUCCCUAACCUGGCUCGCUUAAGGCUUGCAGUCAACUACAAUCAAAAACGGUUUGUAGCUCAUCCGAUCUGCCAGCAGGUGCUCUCCUCCAUCUGGUGUGGAAACCUUUCAGGUUGGAGGGGCAGCAGAACAACCUGGAAGCUCCUAGUGUCUUUUGGGAUUUUCUUGACCAUGCCUAUCCUUUGCCUCGUCUACUGGAUUGCACCAAAGUCAAAGUUGGGGAAGAUUCUGAAGACUCCCGUGAUUAAAUUCCUCCUCCAUUCUGCCUCGUAUAUGUGGUUUCUCAUCACACUGCUGGGGGAAUCCAUUGCGAUGGAGAUAUAUCGGGAAAACUUUGCCUCUCGUCAGCAGAACAUGCUGCACAACUCCUUUCACAUGGUCUGGGUGGUUGGUUUCUUCUGGUUUGAAUGUAAGGAGGUUUGGAUUGAAGGCCUGAGAAGUUACUUUCUGGACUGGUGGAACUGUCUGGACUGUCUGGUUCUUAGCAUGUAUCUGGCUUCAUUCACUCUGAGAGUGGUCAUCAUGCUGAAGGGCAUCGUCGUGUGUGACUUACCCCAGAAUCACGAUGAGUGUGUCUACUUCACAGAAGCCUUGCGUGAUGGUUGGCAUCAGGAGGAUCCUCAGUUUAUCGCUGAGGUGUUGUUUGCAGUGACAAGCAUGUUAAGCUUCACUCGCUUGGCCUACAUCUUACCAGCACAUGAAUCUCUUGGUACACUGCAGAUAUCUAUUGGAAAGAUGAUUGAUGAUAUGAUGAGAUUUAUGUUUAUUUUGGUAAUCAUUGGAACGGCUUUCCUGUGUGGCCUCAACAACAUCUAUGUCCCUUAUGUGAUCUCCCCUAACCUUGGAAGAUUAAACGAAACCUUCCGCUAUCUCUUCUGGACCAUGUUUGGUGUAGCUGAUCAAACCUACGUGGAUAUGCCUGAGUUUGUAUUGGCCGAGUUUGUUGGCAGGAUCCUUUAUGGCAUCUACACGUUGCUUAUAGUCAUUGUACUUCUCAACAUGCUCAUUGCCAUGAUCACCAACUCUUUUCAGAAAAUUGAGGAUGAUGCUGAUGUAGAGUGGAAGUUUGCCCGUUCGAAGCUCUAUCUGAGCUAUUUCAGAGAAGGACUGACUAUGCCCGUUCCCUUCAACAUUAUUCCCUCUCCCAAAGCCGGUUUCUACCUCUUACGAGGAAUUUUCAGAAGGAUCUGCUGCUGCUGUCUCAACUGUAACUCGGGUCCGGAUUAUCCUCCAAUCGCAUCCUUGGAUGACAAGGGCACAGGGGAGGGCCGGGUACCAUACAGACAGCAAGUGAUCCGGGCUCUGGUUCAACGCUACAUCGAAUCUGCCAGGAGAGAGUUUGAGGAGACAAAACGCAAAGACGUUGGUAACCGAAUCACAGAGCUGAGCAAAGUGGUUGGUCGUCUACACACGGAAAUGAAGCAGAUCCACUCGAGCCUGCAAAACUACACAGGCGACACCAAAGCGGACCCAUCCGGAGGCUCUUCUUUCCUGGGGAAGUACAUUGUUGGAGCCAAAAACAACUUUAGGGACUUCAGCAAUGAUAGGAAGACUCCUCCUCUGGACACUUCUGCACACAAUAAAGAUCAAGGGGAAACCAAUGAAAACAGAGGAACUAUGGACAUGCAGGAGUCUCCAGGCGGUGACACCGAGAUAGAUAAAGAAUCAAAUGAAGGGCAGACCAGUGAGGUAGGGGAACACACAGUGAACAUUGAUGAGACAAAUGGGGAUGUGGAGAAUGGAAAUCAUGAAGGUGCCAGAAACAAUACAGAUAGCGAGCAAACAGAGGAUUUAAAUGAGACGGUCAUAGAUAUAGAGACCCGUACAGACACAGAGAGUGAGAGAAACAGUGAAGAUGAGACAGUGAUGACUAAGGAAGCCAGAAAUAAUAUAGAGGAAACAGAUGAAGAUGUAAAUGAAGCAGAGAAUGAUGGAUCUAAUGCUGAUGUCAGUAAAGAAAGUGCCGAAAUAAAGAUCGACCUAAACAGAGGAAACUUAGUGAGUUUUAUGGCAAAGAGGAUAGAAGAAAAGUUAGGAAGAAAAGACAUGAAGUUAAUUUUCAGUGGAAAUCAUGUAUUGUCUCCAACCGGCAGUGAGAUCUCCCAAGACACUGGCUUUGGUUCUCAGGAAUUUGACCUCUCGGUGAACAGCCCAGAAUGAUGGGGAUUAGUUUAUUUGGUUCAGAUUAGUCCAAAACUAAGAAUCAUUCAACUGCUGACUUGUUUAAAGAUACUAAAAUGCUUUAUGAUAUAGUCAAUAUUUGGAUAUAAAAGUCACAAUUCAAAUUUGUUCAGUGACUCUACUGUCCAAAUAUUUUUGGGGGUCACUGUAUAAAUAGUCUGCUUUGAGAGCGGCAUUAUGAUGUGGUAUUCUAAGGCAGUGUUUCUCAAACUGGGGGGCUCUGAGAUUAAAGGUUUAAAGACAUUUAAUCAAAUACAUUAAUUUAUCAUAAAUGUUAUGCAAUAAUUAAACCUCAGAAAAAUUAGGUUACUAACAAAGAUCACUACAUUAUAUAAUUUAAAGGAACAGUAUGUAGGAUUGUGGCCAAAACUGGUACUGCAAUCACAAAACUUGUGGCUAAAACUGGUACUGCAAUCACACAACUGGUGGCCAAUACACAAAAUGACAACAUAAACCUCAGCUGAGGGCUGCAACUCCACUUUUUAAAUGACAAUAUCCUGGCCGGACCACUGUUAUCAUUGAUAUAAGUAUUGGAAAUGAAAAUUACUUCUGAAUGUCUAGUGACAUAUCAGGGCCAUUUUAUGAUUAAUUGAUAUACAUU
Molecule: messenger RNA, 3628 nt
Organism: Misgurnus anguillicaudatus (oriental weatherfish)
Lineage: Eukaryota; Metazoa; Chordata; Actinopteri; Cypriniformes; Cobitidae
Gene: trpc2b
Product: transient receptor potential cation channel subfamily C member 2b
Biological process (GO): regulation of cytosolic calcium ion concentration; calcium ion transmembrane transport; single fertilization
Cellular component (GO): cation channel complex; plasma membrane
Molecular function (GO): store-operated calcium channel activity; inositol 1,4,5 trisphosphate binding
Source: RefSeq, a predicted model, not a curated record